Micromonas commoda is the source of this 1530-nucleotide messenger RNA. RefSeq lists its product with no specific name. Bases 1 to 1530 code for a protein of 509 amino acids. Lineage: Eukaryota; Viridiplantae; Chlorophyta; Mamiellophyceae; Mamiellales; Mamiellaceae. Gene Ontology annotation, molecular function: protein binding. The transcript has a single exon. The record is from RefSeq and is a predicted model, not a curated record.
AUGGGCGGGACGGGGGAACCCGAUGUCGGGCGCGAUGUCGGCGGCGGAUCGAAGCGGUCGCCGCUUCUGGAGUUCAUGCGCCGCGAUCUCCGGGAUAACGCCCCGAGGAGGUCCGGCGCCACCGCCGCGCCCGCGAAGGGCGCCGACGACGACGAGGAAAAUGAGAACGAUGGCGUCGCGUCGUCCGCGCGCGCGAAGCCGCCUCCGUCGCUCGCGCGCGCGGCGUCCACGGCCGCGGCGCUGCGAAGGUGGCGGCGCGACGUGGUCCCAGCUUCGGCGCGGGGAGAGCGGAGCGUGCUGACGACGGACACGGACGAGGGAGUCGCGAACGACGACGACGCGUCCGACGGGGGAUCGGGCGCCGAGUCGUCCCUCGACGGCUUUGCCGCGUACGCCUCCGACGACUCGGACGUCGAGAACGCGCCGGCGACCUCCGCGCGCGCGACGCACCGCCCCAAGACAAACGACGACCGCGCACGCGCCCCCGUCACGAACGACGACGACGCGCGGCACCGCGUCGCCAGGCGCGGGGCGACCGCCAAGGAACGCGCGGCCGAGGAGGAACGAACCCGCGCGCUCGCCGAGGAGGCGGAGGCGGCGCGGGUCGUGGAGUUGGGCAAACGCGCGGAACGGGACGCCAAACGCGCGGUCACGGAGCGCGUCGAGCUGCUCCGCCGCGCCGCCAGGACGCACGGGAUGAUCGCGAGGUACAGGGAAGAGCGGGCGACCGUCGCGGCGCGGGCGGCGGAGGAGGCGCGAGUAGAGGUGGACGAGCGGUGGCGACUCGAGCGUAACGCGAUGGAAGAUACCUCGAGCGCUUCGUCGUUCGAGCGAAAGACGCCGCUGCCGUCCGCGCACGAGGCGCGGCUGCACCUGGCGUACGUUCGGGAGGAGCGGAGCAGGGCGGGCGACGGCGGGUGCGUCCUCUGCGACCGGGGCGAGUUACACUCGGCGCUCGAGUGUUCGCUGUGCGAGGCGCCGGCGCAUAACCCGGACGCCGCGGACGGGCGCCCGGACGGCGGGUCGUCGAUCGAUGCGGGGGAUGAACGGGGCGGCGAUCCCGCGUCCGUCGCCGCGGGCGAGCUGCUUGCCGCGAGCGGGCAGGCGGAGGUUGACCGGUGGCGGGAGCUGACGACCGUUCGAGCGAGGGCGUCGACGACGGAGCUACGGCUGACGCGCAAGGGCCUCGUCUCGUUUUCCGAAGCCUUCUUAGGGGGUUUCCACGGCCUGACGUCGCUGUGGCUGGCGAGGAACAGGCUGAGCGUCCUGCCGGACCUGGGGCGGCUCACGCCGCUGCUGGAGAGGCUCGAGGUGAGUGCCCGCGAGACCAAAAAAUCGUGCGUUUCUUCUCGGUUGCACUGGUGGUUUUUCCCGGAAGCGCCGGUUUGGCGCUGGGAGGGCGCGCGCGCGACGGUGGGGUCGCCCCGCGCGUCUCGGUCGAUGCGCGCGCGUGAUUCGCGUCGGGGAGAGGUCCUGACGUCUUCCCGAGGGGUUUCGCGCGCGCUCGCGUCGUGGCCGGCGCCCGGGUGA